AUGGUCGUCAAAAUCCGUCUCGCCCGCUUCGGGCGUCCACACCAGCCCCUCUACAACAUUGUCGUCACCCAAGCCAGGACGGCGCGUGGCUCAAAACCUAUGGAGGUGCUUGGCACCUACGAUCCGAUCCCCAAGCCGGAUUCAUAUGACAGCUCUGGCAAGCUGCACAAGGACAUCAGACUUGAUAUCACAAGAACAAAAUACUGGGUUGGUGUUGGAGCACAACCCACAGAUGUCGUGUGGAAGUUGUUGACAAUGCUGGGGAUACUAGAACCGAAACAAGCAGCGAAGCCCAAGUAUACGCCACCUCCCAGCUACAAGCUGUCGUCGACUGGAGAGAGGAUUUCGUGA
This is a messenger RNA of Pyricularia pennisetigena, 351 nucleotides long. RefSeq lists its product as uncharacterized. Bases 1 to 351 code for a protein of 116 amino acids. NCBI's taxonomy places the organism in Eukaryota, Fungi, Ascomycota, Sordariomycetes, Magnaporthales, Pyriculariaceae. Gene Ontology annotation, biological process: mitochondrial translation. The record is from RefSeq and is a predicted model, not a curated record. Gene Ontology annotation, cellular component: ribosome; mitochondrial small ribosomal subunit. Gene Ontology annotation, molecular function: structural constituent of ribosome. The transcript has 3 exons.